AUGAAAGCUUCAAAAUUAUCCUCCGGAAUUCUUCGCGCCAUGUUUUUAUACGCCAGAUGCCUGGGCUUGUUCUCCUUUCGAUUCAGAAAGUCGUCGGAUAAUGUUAUGGUCGUGGAGGAAACUUGGAGUAAUCGUCGUUCGUGGUGGAAUUGGUUCAUGGUCAUUUUACGAAUGGUGCCUCUCUGCAUAUACGUUUAUACAUACGGUGCGUGGAUUUGGGACAGAGAAAUGACAAUUGAUAAAGUACUGAACUCGAUUCGCCUUAUACUUUCGAUUCCCUGCUAUAUGUCGAUGAUUUACGUGAAGAUUUUUCAUGGAAGAGAAGUGACUAAGUUGGUCAACCGAUAUCUUAAAAUCUUUCGCAAGGAAAAAAUACAGAACUUUGGAAAAAUUGGGAGAUUUGGGGGCAAACGAGAAUUAUUCCUAAUCAUUCUUUCCUUAGUUUGUCAAGUCCAAGAAAUUGUGUUCUUGCUGGGUAUAUUAAAGUGGAAAAUCAGUGUAAAAAAUGUGAUUGGGUGGGCAAGUUACACAUAUGUAGUUAUUGUUAGUAACACGAUCUUGCGAAUAAGUUUCAUUUGGUACCUUAGCUUGGGUGUACUGUAUACGAACUUGAAUGAAAAUGUCUAUUUCGACUUAAGAGCUCAAUUUUAUAAAUUUAGAUUCCAGAUAAAUAGGACCAGGAGAUUAAAGAAAAAAUUGACGAUUUUUCAAGAGAUUUCUUAUGUGGUUAUUCUUCUGCAAGAUAUUUUAAAUGUACAUCUAUUUUUAAACGUAGUCCAGACACUUUUGUAUAUAGUCGUGAUUUCUUAUAAAAUGAUUACCAAUAGGAAGUUCUCCGAAAUUUGGCUUUGGAUCUUAUUUGUUAAAAAUAUAAUCGAUGUGUUCAUUCUAACCUUGGCUAUUCAAGGAGCAAGCAAUCAGAUUAGAUACACUCGGGAACUCGUACUGGAUAUUUUCUUUGUCGGCAAGUCUAAAGAUUGGAUCAAAUUGGUGGAGAUGUUUGUCACCCAUCUGAACUUAAACGAGUUUAGGGUUCGUCUUUUGGGACUUUUUGAUGUUUCCAAUCACCUAUUCCUUGCCAUUGUAUCGGGUAUAGUUUCUUAUCUGGUUUUUAUCGUGCAAUAUGUAAUCCAGAUUCGCGCACACAAAAAAAAAACUUGGUAA
Molecule: messenger RNA, 1164 nt
Organism: Drosophila takahashii
Lineage: Eukaryota; Metazoa; Arthropoda; Insecta; Diptera; Drosophilidae
Gene: Gr93d
Product: Gustatory receptor 93d
Biological process (GO): sensory perception of taste; male courtship behavior; chemosensory behavior
Cellular component (GO): axon; dendrite; neuronal cell body
Molecular function (GO): sweet taste receptor activity
Source: RefSeq, a predicted model, not a curated record